AUGCCGCCGCCAUCAGACAUCGUCAAAGUGGCCAUCGAGUGGCCGGGAGCCUUCCCCAGACUCAUGGAUUUAGACCAGAAAAAGCCACUGUCUGCAAUUAUUAAAGAAGUAUGUGAGGGGUGGUCUUUGGGGAACCAUGAAAACUUUGCCUUGCAAAUUGCGGACUCCACAAAUUCCUACAUUACAGAAAAGAAUCGUAAUGACAUAAAAAAUGGCUCUAUUCUGCGUUUGACCACAUCCCCAUCCCAGACAGCAGCUCAGCUACAUGAGCGCAUACAGUCCUCCAGUAUGGAUGCCAAGCUGGAGGCUCUCAAAGACCUGGCCAACGCGUCCAGGGACAUCACCUUUGCACAAGAGUUCAUUAACCUGGACGGCAUCUCGCUGCUCACUCAGAUGGUGGAGAGCGGCACUGAGCGUUAUCAGAAACUACAGAAGAUUAUGAAGCCAUGUUUUGGAGACCUGCUAUCCUUCACGCUGACGGCCUUUGUGGAGCUCAUGGACCAUGGCAUCGUCUCUUGGGACACUUUCUCUGUGGCCUUCAUCAAGAAGAUAGCCAGUUAUGUGAACAAGUCUGCCAUGGACACGGCAGUGCUCCAGCGCUCUUUGGCCAUUCUGGAGUCUAUGGUGCUCAACAGUCAAGACCUUUACCACAAGGUGGCACAAGAGAUCACUAUUGGUCAACUCAUCCCACACCUGCAGGGGACAGACCAAGAUAUCCAAACAUAUACUAUAGCUGUCAUCAAUGCUCUUUUCCUCAAAGCCCCAGAGGAGAAGAGACAGUUUGAUGAUGAGCACAUUGUGGACAUCCUAAAUUGUCCCCUCACAGAGAUGUCCCAUAUUCUUGCCCAGAAACAACUACGCUCCAUUAUUCUCACUAGUGUAAUCCGCAGCCCCACGCCCAUUAAUGACGAGAUGGCCCAUCAGCUCUAUGUGCUGCAAGUGCUGACCUUUAACCUCUUGGAAGACCGCAUGAUGACCAAGAUGGACCCUCAAGACCAGGCUCAAAGGGAUAUCAUAUUUGAGUUGAGGAGAAUUGCCUUCGAUGUGGAGUGUGAACCCAACAAUGGCGGCAGCGUGGAGAAGCGCAAGUCCAUGUAUACUCGUGAUUACAAGAAGCUGGGAUUUAUAAACCAUGUGAAUCCAGCGGUGGACUUCACCCAGAUCCCUCCCGGCAUGUUGGCUCUGGAUAACAUGCUGUACUUCGCCAGGCACCACCAGGACGCCUACAUUAGAAUUGUUUUGGAGAAUAGCAGUCGAGAAGACAAACAUGAAUGUCCAUUUGGCCGCAGCAGCAUUGAACUUACCAAGAUGCUGUGUGAAAUUCUCAAAGUGGGAGAGCUCCCAAGUGAGAAUUGCCAUGACUUCCACCCAAUGUUCUUCACCCACGACCGCUCCAUCGAAGAGUUUUUCUGCAUCUGCAUCCAGCUGCUCAACAAGACCUGGAAGGAGAUGAGAGCCACCAGCGAAGACUUCAACAAGGUAAUGCAGGUGGUGAGGGAGCAGAUCAUGCGAGCUCUCACCGUCAAGCCUAAUUCUCUGGACCAGUUCAAGAGUCGCCUCCAAAAUUUGAGCUACACAGAAAUCCUCAAGAUUCGCCAGUCUGAAAGGAUGAACCAGGAAGACUUCCAGUCCCGGCCCAUUCUGGAGCUGAAGGAGAAGAUCCAGCCGGAGAUCAUGGAGCUGAUCAAGCAGCAGAGACUGAACCGUCUGUGUGAAGGCACCUGCUUCAGGAAGAUCAGCAGCCGCAGGAGGCAAGAUAAGUUUUGGUACUGCCGUCUGUCUCCCAAUCAUAAAGUCCUGCACUACGGUGAUCUGGAGGAGAGCCCCCAGGGAGAAGUGCCCCACGACUCUCUUCAGGACAAAUUGCCUGUUGCAGAUAUAAAGGCUGUGAUCACAGGCAAAGACUGUCCUCACAUGAAGGAGAAAGGAGCCCUGAAACAAAACAAGGAAGUGCUGGAGCUGGCCUUCUCUGUCCUCUACGAGUCCGACGAGUAUUUAAACUUUAUCGCCCCGGACAAACACGAAUACUGUGUGUGGACAGACGGUCUGAACGCCCUCCUCGGUAAAGAGAUGGCCAGUGACUACACCAAAUCAGACAUGGAAACUCUGCUGACGAUGGAGAUGAAGCUCCGCCUACUGGACCUCGAAAAUAUCCAGAUCCCUGAAGCUCCGCCCCCCAUUCCCAAAGAACCAAGCAAUUAUGACUUUGUUUAUGACUGCAACUAG
Molecule: messenger RNA, 2226 nt
Organism: Knipowitschia caucasica
Lineage: Eukaryota; Metazoa; Chordata; Actinopteri; Gobiiformes; Gobiidae
Source: the annotation of a GenBank genome assembly